UACAUUUUUGUUAACUGCUGACAACCCUUAACAUUAACCGGCUGUGCGAUGACUUGUGAAUGGCUUAAGUUUUACACGUACAACAAAGACGCCGGUUGGUAAAAGAAAAUAAUAUGUCCGCAUCGAUGAGUAGCAAAAGCACCCUGGUGUCCUCCAUCAUCUCAGGCCUCCUGAGCCUGGUCCUCUUCGCCACACUGCGGUUUUGCGCCGACUGGUUCAACGAUUCGCAGAUAAAGGUCUUAUUGGGCGGAUACCUCUUCUCCUGGCUGUUCAUCUUGAGUCUUACGUGCGUCUCCAACACGGAGAUGGUCAUCUUUGGGCAGGACUUCCAGGCCAAGCUGCUGCCGGAGAUCCUCUUCUGCCUCUCACUCACAGUGGCCGCUGCGGGAAUAGUGCAUCGUGUCUGCGCCACUACUAGCGUACUCUUCUCCUUGGUGGGACUCUACUUCCUGAACAGGAUAUCCACUAAGUACUACUCCGUGCAGGUCGCCACCGUGGAUGCUUCUGCGGCGAGGAAGGGCGGCAAGAAGUUCAAAUGAGUUCGCUAAACUUCUGGUUUAGGCUUUAUGUGCUAACUGAAACAUUCGAAUAUCUAUAUAACACUUUAAAAAAUAAUAUUUCUUAAAAUUUA
Molecule: messenger RNA, 631 nt
Organism: Drosophila rhopaloa
Lineage: Eukaryota; Metazoa; Arthropoda; Insecta; Diptera; Drosophilidae
Product: protein KRTCAP2 homolog
Exons: 2
Coding region: 114-539 (141 amino acids)
Source: RefSeq, a predicted model, not a curated record